AUGGUUUCCGCACCUCUCCGAAUUGGUGUUCUUCUCGUAAAUUGUGUCCAGCUGUUGGACCUUGCCGCACUCGAUCUGCUCUAUAUGGCCAGCCCAGAAUGGAUUGAAGACAUUGGCAUGCCCAAGACUCUGGUUGACCAAGGUCGUCCUUGCCAAAUCUACUACAUCGGCCGGGAAGGUAAAGAUGCGUUGGUUCCUGUCACGUCCCAUAUGUCAAUUCGCCUGACAGAUUCUGUCGACAACGAGACGGUCGCACCCGGAAAACUUGACAUUCUGUUCGUACCUGGUCCAUCACCUCGGGUCAUGCCGCCCGCAGAAGAAUAUCUGGAAUUUGUUCGUGGACACAACGCAGCUGGAGCAACCAUAAUGACUAUCUGUACGGGGUCCCUGGUCGCAGCCCAUGCCGGUAUCACGAAGGGCAAAGUCGGCACCUCGCCUCGCUUCUUGAUUCCGUACCUACGCAAACACUUCCCCGAGACCAAAUUGUGGGAUGACUCGAUGCGAGUGACGCGGGAUGGAAACCUUUGGAUGUGUGGGGGAAUUACCAACGGACAUGACCUGAUCGCUGAAUAUUUACGUGAGAAUUAUCCGUCUCCACUGGUGAAAACUGUGCUGGCUGCAGCGGACAUUCAACCACGAACACUCCAAUAUCAGACAGCUGCCAGUGUUGACACAGCCUACAUAAUGUGGCAGAUUUUGAGGUCUUUACCGAGCUCAAUAUUCCGCAUGCUGAGGAUUGCAUAA
Penicillium macrosclerotiorum is the source of this 744-nucleotide messenger RNA. RefSeq lists its product as uncharacterized. The record is from RefSeq and is a predicted model, not a curated record. Bases 1 to 744 code for a protein of 247 amino acids. The transcript is spliced from 2 exons. Lineage: Eukaryota; Fungi; Ascomycota; Eurotiomycetes; Eurotiales; Aspergillaceae.